This is a messenger RNA of Annulohypoxylon maeteangense, 2150 nucleotides long. RefSeq lists its product as uncharacterized. Gene Ontology annotation, biological process: regulation of transcription by RNA polymerase II. Bases 479 to 1837 code for a protein of 452 amino acids. NCBI's taxonomy places the organism in Eukaryota, Fungi, Ascomycota, Sordariomycetes, Xylariales, Hypoxylaceae. Gene Ontology annotation, molecular function: DNA-binding transcription factor activity, RNA polymerase II-specific; zinc ion binding. The transcript is spliced from 5 exons. The record is from RefSeq and is a predicted model, not a curated record.
GUCUGACCCAAUGCGACAUCGAAACUCCGUUCAGCAGCUGGAACUCCCUAAUGCGGUAACGAGGGACAAAAGAACAUGAAGCGUGAGAAACCCGGGAAUAUAUGCCAGGCCUAUAUAGAGGGACUUCAGUCCAGCUUACGAUUGGGGUGAAACAUAACCAAUCACAGGCCGUCAUCGUGCUCCUUUGUUGAGUCUCUAGCAGGGCAUGGCCACGAUCUGGACCGCACGUGAUUGGCCUGUUCGGACGAGCUGAGGCUGAACCUCGUCCGCUUGGCAGAUCAACAUUUCGACCUACCUUGGCGCUACCAGAUUCGAUUUCUAGAAGCUUACUAGAAACCCAGGAGCCAAGUCUCGAACGAGGUCAAUGCUUUCUGAGGGAAUGUCGUUGUCUCAUUUGUAUUUUCUACGACCUCCGACCUCAUCGAUGGGAUGUUCAGUCGACAGCCAACAAUUGAGAAAAUCAAGGUAGAAGUCGGAGAUGGAACCGUCGAACCUCAACCAACCUAUGAUACUCCCGCUCAUGGAUAGCGGGGAAGAUUACACUUAUUCGAACUUCCUCGGCGGCGAUGAUGCCGGGUACGGUGCUAUCGGCGAGGCUGCGGGCUCGACAUCCGCAUUGGACGAUGAUCUUGGUAUGGCGAGUGCGCCGUCUCCCACGGCGGCGCUCGCUACACGCAACUCGCUUCAGAAGCAGAGAUUAGAACGAAGGGGUCAUACUAAGAGUCGAAGAGGUUGUUUCAAUUGUAAAAGGCGUCGCAUUAAGUGUCAAGAAACCCGGCCAGAAUGCGGACAUUGCGUGAAGACAGGGCUAGAGUGUAAAUAUCCAACUUCACCCCAAGUCGUCCACCAGCCGCAACAGCAAAUCCCUCUUUUCAGCUUGCAGGAUAUGCGGUUCUUCCAGCAUUUCCUAUUCACCUGUUUCCCUAACCACCCCCUAGGGAAUGAGUCCAUCUGGACCCACGAGAUUCCAUGCCUAUCACAGACUCACGAAUAUCUUAUGCAUGCGAUACUAGGCCUCGCAGCGUCUGAUCUCAUGCAGAAUGACUCCAGCCUACUCACAUUCGCCAUGAUGCAUCGGCUUAAGGCGAUCAAAGCUAUCAAGAAGACCUUAAACGAGGUACCGAAAUCGAACAGCUUUGAAGAAGGGAACGCCCUUGUGGCGACCUGUUUCGCACUAACCUUCCAAUCCGUAAUCCUCGACGACGGGAUGACCGAAUUCAUGACCUUCGUGCGGGGCAUCGUGCUGGUCUCCAUGCAAAUGCUAACCAAAGGCACACGCCCACUCUUCACAAACCUGAACCAAUCCGACCCCCAGAAACUCCUCAAGCCCAUAAUCCAAGCCAUCCCACCCAUCCGCACCUCCUUCAUCCUCUCCGCCGCACAAUCCAUCCACGCCCUCGAACCUCUCUGCCAGCACGAGCUCGAAAUCGAGUAUCGGCGGUACCUAAUCGGGAUCGCGAACGCGCUGCCCACAUCCUCGUACCUGGCGUACGAGAUCCUGUGCAAGCACUACGGCUGGUGGAUCCAGCUACCGCACGAGCGGUUCCGGCAUCUAAUCGACCCGAGCUCGCAGGUCUUCGCCGUGUUAUCCGCGCACUGGAUCGCGCUGAAGCAGGUGAUGGCGCCGAUCACACAGGCCGAGACCCAGCUGCGGGCGCAGGAGCCGCGGGGUGGAGGCGGCGGCGUCGAUCUCGGGACCUCGCGCUGGUUGAAGUAUCUCAAUCGCCAGGUCGAUGCCGAACACCGCCCAUAUAACGCUUGGCCCGAGUGGGUCGAGCAGCAGCUUGAUCGGGAUAUGUCGUUUUUCGGGAAGACGACGGCUUCGUUGUUGACGUAGAUGGAGAUAUAACUACCUACUCACCCACCUAUCCACCCCACCUAUCUAUCUAUCUAUCUAUCUACCCAGGCACGGACCUAAUGUUUAGGGGGGAAUGUUAACAGGUGAAAGGAAGGACCCAGCGAGUACUUAUUGCUUAUUGGAUUUUCAGGAAAGGAGGUAAAAUGACCUACGUGUGUGACAGGAAUAGGAAAACAGCGUGUUUACCAAGAAUUUUUUUUUUGGAUUUUAGUAUCGAUACCAUCAUCACCGCUUUAUGGAACUGUUGUAUAUACCCGGGAGGAAUUGAGAUGAAUUGCCUAUCGCAUCUACC